AUGACAACUCUUUAUGAAGUUGUGACUGUCAAGUUAGGGUACAGGAAAUUGUGUGCGAGCUGGGUUCCAAAAAUGUUAACAGAAGAACACAAAAAGAAAAGGAUGGGCUUUGCACUCGACUUCCUCACACGCUAUGCAGAAGCAGGUGAUGAGUUCCUUGAUCACAUUGUGACAGGUGACGAGACGUGGGUUUAUCACCAUACACCUGAAUCCAAGCAACAAUCAAUGAAAUGGCGCCAUUCGAAUUCACCCAAAGCCAAGAAAUUCAAAACUUCGAUUUCAGCGAAAAAAAUCAUGGCUUCUGUUUUUUGGGACAGACAAGGCAUUCUUCUGUUGAAAUUUAUGCCUCCCGGAACGACAAUUAAUGCUGCAGCAUAUUGCCAGACUUUGAAACGUCUUCGAAUGGCAAUUCAAAACAAAUGCAGGGGAAUGCUGACAAAUGGAGUCCGCUUGCUUCAUGACAACGCUCGGCCUCACACAGCUCUCGUAACCAAAGCACUACUCAAACAAUUCAAAUGGCAAGUAUUGGACCAUCCGCCAUACAGCCCGGACCUUGCGCCCAGCGACUUCCAUUUAUUCCUUUACCUGAAGUCACAUCUUGGUCUUCGGCAGGAGGGGAUCGAAGACACGACCUCAUGGCCUAACAUCCUACCUGUCAGGCUUCCCGGAUCCCCAAGAUAG
Messenger RNA from Parasteatoda tepidariorum (common house spider), 681 nucleotides. Lineage: Eukaryota; Metazoa; Arthropoda; Arachnida; Araneae; Theridiidae. The record is from RefSeq and is a predicted model, not a curated record.